UGCGUUUUAUGCAACUACGCGAUUUCUGCGAUUCGUAGUCUUCAGUGAUCAAUGGUCCAGUGAGUCGCACGGGCGGCUUUUCAACCAGAAAAUACAACGCGAUUCGAGACAAUGUUACACCUGAGAUUUGUUUUUGUGGCCAUUUUACCUUUGGUGCUGCUGUUUUUGCUUCAGGUCAGCCAACCCACCGAUGGCUUCAUCCUCCGACUGAUAACCGAAACCCUUCAAAACAAUGUGGCUGGUGAACCAAUCCUGCACGAGAGAACUCAAUGGGACUUUGAUCCGGAAGCGGCCAAACGGGCGAGGUCCUUGUACUACGAGAAAAAUGGAUUCCGUUCCUCCAAGUUCAUCGAGCGAUUGGGAGUGGGCCUGGAUGGGCUUCACGAGGAGCGGCGGGCGGCGCAAGGACAACGGGACGAGGGGCGGUUGAACGGGGAACACAAUGUGAACUAUCCGCCUCCGCCGGCUUAG
Drosophila ficusphila is the source of this 471-nucleotide messenger RNA. RefSeq lists its product as uncharacterized. NCBI's taxonomy places the organism in Eukaryota, Metazoa, Arthropoda, Insecta, Diptera, Drosophilidae. The transcript has 3 exons. Bases 112 to 471 code for a protein of 119 amino acids. The record is from RefSeq and is a predicted model, not a curated record.